This is a messenger RNA of Mucor velutinosus, 660 nucleotides long. RefSeq lists its product as uncharacterized. The transcript has 4 exons. The coding region runs from base 1 to 660 and encodes 219 amino acids. The record is from RefSeq and is a predicted model, not a curated record. Gene Ontology annotation, cellular component: endoplasmic reticulum-Golgi intermediate compartment; Golgi apparatus; COPII-coated ER to Golgi transport vesicle. NCBI's taxonomy places the organism in Eukaryota, Fungi, Mucoromycota, Mucoromycetes, Mucorales, Mucoraceae. Gene Ontology annotation, biological process: endoplasmic reticulum to Golgi vesicle-mediated transport; intracellular protein transport; Golgi organization.
AUGCGAUCAACAUUCAGUGUAUUGCUCGUUCUCUCGAGUAUCUUAGCUCUAGUGAACGCCAUCAAGUUUGAUUUGCCCGCUGUUACCCAGGAUCGUAAGACUGAAGGCACCAAAUGUCUCAACCAAUACGUUGCAAAAGAUACCUUGGUUUUAGCAACUGUUAAUGUUGGAGAAGGCUACAACCAACGCGUUGAACUUGAAAUUCUCGAGGAAGGAGAAACUCGUAAUGUGUACACAAAAAAGACAAAUGUAAAUGGUGAGCUUCGUAAUGCUUUCAAUACCAACAACGAUGGUGAAGUCAUGGUGUGCUUUACCAACCUUCUCGAUGAUGGCUUCCAAGAGGGACCUCAAUACAAGCGUACAAUUGAGCUGCAAUUCAGUGUUGGUGCUGAAGCAGCUGAUUUCAAGAAGAUUGCUAAUGCUGAGAAGCUUGAUCCUCUUGAACUUGAGCUUCGCAAGUUGGAGACAGUUGUCAAGGAGAUUGUUGAUGAAAUGAACUAUUUGAAGCGUCGUGAAGCCAAAUUGAGAGACACCAACGAAUCCACUAACGAACGUGUCAAGUGGUUCAGUAUUCUGUCAUUAUUCACUCUCUUUGCCCUCGGUACAUGGCAAAUCUUGUAUUUACGUCGUUUCUUUAAGAGAAAGAGAUUGAUUGAUUAA